CAAAAGUGUAAUUUUUUUGGCCUCGUGUAAUAAUAAGACAUCCGAUACGUAAUUAUCGUACUGUACUGGCAUGUGACCAGAGCUAGACCUAACGCAGCAACGGCUGACGGCGCUAAACCCGAAGCGCCGACAUGCUGCAAUUACUCCUAGUCAAAGUUGUUCGAAGACGGCGGUUAUUAUAAUAAUAAUGAUAAUAAUACCAAGAGUGAUGGGCAGUCAUACUUCCCCAGCCUGGUCUUUCAAGAUGUCGCCCCUGUCUUGUCUUCUUCUCUUCAGUUUCUCCCACGUCUACUAUCCCCUUCCCCUUCCCGAUUCAACCCACGCUCGGAGCAUUGCGAUAAGAGUUCGCGACGGUCGCGUCUUGCCGUCCAUUAUAUCUCAUAGCUGCUCUUUUCCCGGACUCUCCCAUGUCUCUCCAAGUCCCCGAUCACCGGUCGCGGACACACUCCCGACCGCGAUCGCGAUCGCGUGGGCGUUCCAAGUCACCCGGUGGCCAUCGCUCCUCCUCUCAGCUCCCGUCCGCUGACUCCAGAGCACCGGAGACGUACCACUACGGCUCUCGCCGCGAGGACGGCGAUAUGAAGACUGUGCAUGUGUUGUCGCAUGAUCCAAGGAGAAAUGGUGGUGGGAGUAGUCGGGGUCACGCGUCAGGCUCUACUUACUAUCUGUCGGGGGAUGAGGCGCAGGGAAGCGGACGCGAGGGAUAUCUGCACAGGCACAGCAUGCAUCAUAGUGAGACGAGUUCAGAUUUGGAUUCGGACUCGGACAUGUCGGAUGAUGUGAGCCUGAUGGCGGCCGCAAGGUCGCACUACAGUCAUCGUCCACGCAAGGGUGGGAGCUCCUCUGAGAACAUUCUUGAUUCAGACUCUAGCGAUGAUGGGCUGGUCUACGGAGACUUCCACACUGCGGCGAGAAAUUAUGUCCUCUCGGCUUCUCCUAGCACUUCGUCUACUAAAUUGGAUUUAUCCAAGUCGUCCAGCAAACCUGGUGGACCUCCUACCGUGAGCCCGCUGCCUUCUGACAGGCCAGAGAAACAAGUGCCUGGUAGCUUUCCUAGGGAUGUCGAUCCAAAUCAGCCUAUUAAUGUGCAUCCUUCAAGUUCCAGUGCCAUGGGACCUGUCAACGUCAGUACUACCACUGCUGGCGCGCCAACUUCGCCUACGUAUCCGUCCAACUGGGCCCCAAUUCCAGAGUGCGAAAUGCCGGGCUUCGUCCCACCCUCCUCCCGACCCGGGGUACAGAUGCAAACGCAGGCCAUUCCCGAGGAAUUUCCCCCCAGUCGACCCCAGAUUGCUACUUCUAGGCCGCAGCAUGCAAAUCCGGAAAGGAGUCAGUUAUACGCCCAGCCUCAGCAGUGGCAAUACGCGCAGAUCGAUCCCAAUACUUUCAAUUAUGUGUCCAUGCCUUCUUCCCAGCUGGAUUCAUGGUCAGCAGCUGCCAGGGUUGAUACCCAGGACUAUACAAUGAGCGGUGGCCUACUAUCUUCCCCGACGGCAAUAACGCCUAGUAAUCAUCGUAGUCGCUCGAUGUCAUCUGCGGGCAAACCUGCUGGCAACCGUCCUAGCAGUCUCUCCGUAUCGUCUGUGAACGACCUCUCGGUUUCUACCACAAGCAUGGGUGGUGCACCGGCCAGCCCUCUUCUGGAACCAUACAAAGGUACAUAUCAAUCCAUUUCGCCUAUGCCAUCGCCAAUUGUAAUACCGGCCGAACUCAACGAUGAUCUAUCUGAUCUAGAGCCUCUGAAUAAGGGCUCUGAGCGAAGAAAGCACGGAGGCGCAUCGAGUAAGGAGCUGAAGGUUGAAAUCCCCAAAGAGAGUCGCAGCCGCAGCCGCAGUCGCAGCCGCAGUCGACACACACGGCACCACUCGGACCAACACAGUCGCAGCCCCGGCCCCGAGCAUAACUCAAUGGUGCUCAUAUCCCCCUCUAGCGGCCGGAAAAUGGUAUCCUUUUAUGACCCCGUUCCCGAUGCUGUUGCAAUGUCGGAAGCCCUGGCCCGUUUCCGCAGUGUUGAUAUCAAAGUCCUUACCCGCAUUCUGCCGCAUUUGUCCAGCGAUGAGAUUCUGGCCCUGCGAAAGGAGUAUAAAAACCUGGUCAAGGUGCAUGGCAAGGGCAUCAACAUCGCCAAACACAUUCGACUUAAACUCGGCAACGACCCGCUAGGAAAGAUCUGCUACGCUACAGCACUGGGCCGAUGGGAAUCGGAAGCCUUUUGGGCCAACUGCUACUACCAGUCGAGCACGUCGAGACGGGAACUGCUGAUCGAAUCGCUGAUGGGCCGUACGAAUGCCCAGAUCCGCGAGAUCAAAGAGUGUUUCCGCGACUCACGCUAUUCGGAUAGCCUGGAGAAGUGCAUGAAAGCGGAACUAAAAGCGGACAAGUUCCGAACGGCCAUCUUGCUUGCUCUGGAGGAGCGACGGCAAGAGGAGCGCGAGCCGCUGGAUGCGGGGCUGGUGCAGCGCGACUUGCAGGACUUGCGUCGAGCACUCGUUUCGCGGGAGGGUGGUGAGACUGCGAUGAUAUUCAUCAUUGUGCUGCGGAGUGAUGCGCAUCUACGGGAGGUGCUGAGGGCAUACGACCAUGUGUACCGGGAGAACUUCACGCGGGCAAUGAUUGCGAGAUCGGGCAACCUUGUUGUAUGUUCGUUCCUUUUUACCCCGUCUUGACUUCCCCGGGGCUCCCUCAAAUUUGCCUAUGGGACCGUGACAACUGACUGCGUGACAGGGAGAAACACUAGCACAUGUCCUCAAUGGGGCGCUGAACCGUCCCAUGCGCGACGCACUUCUCUUGAACCAGGCUCUUCGCGAGUCGCGAACGGGCAGGGAACGCUCCGAGCUGCUCAUAUCCCGCCUCGUCCGACUGCAUUGGGAGCCGCGACACCUGGAACGCGUGAAGACUGAGUUCCGGAAACGAUACGGAGAGCGCCUGGAGGAGGCGAUUGCGGAGGAGAUACUGACGACGAGCGGGGGAUGUGAAUGGGGGGAAUUCUGCAUUGAGCUGGCGCGGAGUUCUCGUAGUAGCUGACCGUCUUUUUGGGUUUCUUGGGAUGAUUCCUAGCCGAAUAAAUGAUCAGUGGGCUUGUGUUGUAACAAAUUAAUAUAAUAAUGAAUGCUACCUUGCUCAAGUUCCA
Monascus purpureus is the source of this 3130-nucleotide messenger RNA. Lineage: Eukaryota; Fungi; Ascomycota; Eurotiomycetes; Eurotiales; Aspergillaceae. The record is from the annotation of a GenBank genome assembly.